This is a messenger RNA of Rhizophagus irregularis DAOM 181602=DAOM 197198, 1343 nucleotides long. NCBI's taxonomy places the organism in Eukaryota, Fungi, Glomeromycota, Glomeromycetes, Glomerales, Glomeraceae. The record is from RefSeq and is a predicted model, not a curated record.
CAACAAAAUAUGGCCAUCCCCUAUAUUGUAUGGAAUAUCUCAAAAUCCAAAUACGAAUGAUUAUAUUUUGGUUCAAAAUAAUUUAAUGAACUUAGUAAAUUGUUUGAGUGGAAAUGAAAUAGUUGAUGAUUUUAUUCAAGAAAUGCAAUUAAAAAUAAAUGACUAUAAUGAUAUAAUAUUUGAAUGGAUACCAUACAAUCAGUUUAAUAAUAUUAAGGAAAUAGGUAAAGGUGGAUUUACUACAGUAUAUUCAGCAAAAUGGAAAGAUGGUCUAUUAGAAUAUGAUAAAGUUAAAGAAAUACAUGAAAGGAAUCCAAAUAUAGUAAUUGCCCUAAAAUGUUUACAUAAUUCACAAAAUAUUAGCAAUGAAUUCUUAAAUAAGAUCAAAAAGUUUUCAAUAAACAAAAGAAGUAAUAUUCUUAAUAUUUAUGGAAUAUCUCAAAAUCCUGACACAAAAGAAUAUAUUAUAGUUCUCAAAUAUGCUAAAAAAGGAAAUCUUAAUAAUUGGAUAAAUAAAAAUUAUGAAUAUUUUGAUUGGCAAGCAAAAUUAUCUGUAUUGGAUAACAUUAUUUGUGGUCUUAAAGAAAUUCAUCAGAAAAAUAUGGUUCAUCAUGAUUUUCACACAGGAAAUAUAUUAUUUUUAAGUGAUAUAAUAGAUUUCAAUAUGAAUUAUAUAUCAAUUUCAGACAUAGGAUUAUAUAGAGAAGUUGGUAAUAAAGAUGAAAUGAAUAUUUAUGGAGUUAUGCCUUACGUGGCUCCUGAAGUAUUAAAAGGAAAGCUUUAUACUCAAGCGGCAGAUAUCUAUAGCUUUGGAAUGAUAAUGUAUUUUGUAGCAACUGGACAACAACCUUUUCACAAUUGUGCACAUGACCAUCAUCUAGCAUUAGAUAUUUGUAAAGGAGUUAGACCUGAAAUAUAUGAACCAGAAGCACCAAGAUGUUAUAUUAAUUUAAUGAAAAAGUGUUGGGAUUCAGACCCAAACAAUAGACCAAAUAUUUUUGAAGUAAAUAAUUUAAUCACAUCAUUUUAUAAGUCAUCUGGAGUGGAUUUCUACAUUGUGGAGAAUGAAGAAAUUGAAAUGCAAUUCAAAAAAGCAGAAGAAUAUAGAAAAGCAAGUAUUUCAUCUAUUAAAAAUUACCAAGCAGCUAUUCAUUCACAGGCUAUUUAUACAUCUCGUUUACUUAACCCUUUUACAAAAGAUCUUAAUUCUGAAUGUUUAGAUUGUGUAAUCUAACCAGCCAAGUUAUAUAAUAUUAUAGUACAAAUUUUUUUCUUAUCAUUAAUUUAAAUUAUCCUCCUGAUUUGAUAUUUUAUAACUGCUAUUUUAUAGGAAAUUUGCAAUU